Messenger RNA from Serinus canaria (Common canary), 8411 nucleotides. It is a transcript of the gene MEF2D, whose product is annotated as myocyte enhancer factor 2D. The transcript has 12 exons. The record is from RefSeq and is a predicted model, not a curated record. The coding region runs from base 464 to 2137 and encodes 557 amino acids. Gene Ontology annotation, molecular function: protein dimerization activity; DNA-binding transcription factor activity, RNA polymerase II-specific; RNA polymerase II cis-regulatory region sequence-specific DNA binding. Gene Ontology annotation, biological process: positive regulation of transcription by RNA polymerase II; cell differentiation. Lineage: Eukaryota; Metazoa; Chordata; Aves; Passeriformes; Fringillidae.
GCACAUCCUUCCCCCGCGCCCCCCUCCUCCCUCCUCCCCCCUCGGCUUCAAAACAAACCGUCACCAAAAUGGUGCAGAGGUGAAGGAGGGAGCGGGAGGAAGAGGUGGCGGCUCGGCCUGGGCGCUGCGGGGACAGUUGGAUUGAGGAGCGGUGGCUGCAGCUCAUCCCUGCCAGGAGCAGAAGAUGCAGGAGGCUGCGUAGCAGGUUUCUGAGCAGCUGCUGACGUCUCACCCCGCUGGAUCUGGCUGUGCAGGACGGUACCAUGAACUGAGCACAGAGCAGCGCCAAACCCUUUUUUUUUUUUUUUUUUUUGUUUUGUUUUGUUUUGGCUUUUUUUGGGUUUGUUUUCUGCCCAAGAGAAAAGCCCCCCCAGGCUCUUUGAUGCAAGCAUUCUGAAGUGGGGUUGCUGCUCCCCUCCCUGAGCCCAAGUGGUCCCGGCUGUGCUGAGGAUUUCCUGAGAAGAUGGGGAGGAAAAAGAUCCAGAUCCAGCGGAUCACGGACGAGCGCAACCGGCAGGUGACCUUCACCAAGCGCAAGUUCGGCCUGAUGAAGAAAGCCUACGAGCUGAGCGUGCUGUGCGACUGUGAGAUCGCCCUCAUCAUCUUCAACCACUCCAACAAGCUGUUCCAGUAUGCCAGCACCGACAUGGACAAGGUGCUGCUCAAGUACACCGAGUACAACGAGCCCCACGAGAGCCGGACCAACGCCGACAUCAUCGAGACGUUAAGAAAGAAAGGUUUUAACGGCUGUGACAGCCCAGAGCCCGACGGCGACGACUCCAUAGACCAGAGCCCCUUGAUGGAGGAUAAAUACCGCAAAGGCAGCGAGGAUCUGGAUAUCCUGUUCAAGAGAUAUGGUGCGCUGAACAAGAAGCACAGGGAGUGCGAGAGCCCGGAGGGGGACGAAGUGUUUGCGCUGACCCCGCAGACGGAGGAGAAAUAUAAAAAGAUUGAUGAGGAGUUUGAUAAAAUGAUGCAGAGUUACCGGCUCGCAUCCACAGUGCCCGCUCCGAACUUCGCCAUGCCCGUGACGGUGCCGGUGACCAACCAGAACUCGCUGCAGUUCAGCAACCCGGGCAGCUCGCUGGUCACCCAGUCCCUGGUGACCUCCUCGCUGACAGACCCCCGGCUCCUGUCCCCGCAGCAGCCAGCCUUGCAGAGGAACACGGUGUCCCCAGGGCUGCCACAGCGGCCAGCCAGCGCAGGGGCGAUGCUCGGGGGAGACCUGAACAACACGAACGGAGCCUGCCCAAGCCCCGUGGGAAACGGCUACGUGAGUGCCAGGGCCUCUCCGGGGCUCCUGCCCGUGUCCAACGGCAGCAGCCUGGGCAAGAUCAUCCCGGCCAAGUCGCCGCCGCCGCCGGGGGCGCACGGCGCGCAGCUGGCGGCCAACAGCCGCAAGCCCGACCUGCGAGUCAUCACCUCGCAGGGCAGCAAGGGGCUGAUGCACCACCUGCAAAACACACAGCGCUUGGGUGUCUCUCAAGCAACUCACUCUCUGACCACACCAGUCGUUUCCGUGGCGACUCCGAGUCUGCUGACACAGGGGCUGCCCUUCUCAGCCAUGCCCACGGCCUACAACACAGAUUAUCAGCUGACGAGCGCUGAGCUCUCCUCACUGCCGGCCUUCAGCUCACCUGGAGGGCUGUCCCUUGGCAACAUCUCUGCCUGGCAGCAGCAGCAGCAGCAGCAACAGCAGCAGCAGCAGCAGCAGCAGCAGCAGCAACAGCAGCAGCAGCAGCCGCAGCAGCCGCAGCAGCAGCCGCAGCAGCAGCACCUGGUCCCGGUGUCACUAGGAAACUUAAUACAAGGGAGUCACUUGUCCCACACCACCACUUUGACUGUCAACACCAACCCCAACAUCAGCAUCAAGUCCGAGCCCGUCUCGCCCAACCGGGAGAGGAACACUGCCACCCCGCUCAGCACCUUCCCCCACCAGCCCCGCCACGAGCCCACCGGCCGCUCGCCCGUCGACAGCCUCAGCAGCAACACCAGCUCCUACGAGGGCAGCAGCGAGCGGGACGACCCCGCCCGCCCCGAUUUUGGCUCCUCCCUGGGUCUCCUGCGAGCCAGCAGCGAGCCCGAGGGGGAGAGCCCCUCCGUAAAGCGCAUGCGGUUGGAUACCUGGGUCACAUAACGGCUCCCCGGCAUCCCUGGGAGCUCCAGAGGGGCUGGGAGGGCUGAGGGAGGGCAAAACAGGUGAUGGGGAUGGGCUAGGGUGGGCUGGGGGAGGGGGGAAGUUAUCAUAAACUGCCUGAGAAAUAGCUUUAGGAUUUUGUAGGCAUUCAUUCUAGCACAGCAGCAGGGACGCGUGCAGGACAUCGGCGCUGGGGAGCGGCCCAGGCUGGGGGAGUGGGGGCUGCAGGGGGGUGUCUGUGUCCUCACCAAAGCCAGCAGCCCCCAGGGAUGCUCUCCUGAGGGCCACACUGGCCAGCAGGACCCCCUGGGAGGUGGGACCCCAGCCCUAAGGCAGAGCACCUGUGGCAGGAUGGGCUCUGGGGGGAGACGGGGCACGGAGCACCCCAAAAUGCCCCAUCCUGGCCACUCCAGUGGCUCCCUGUGCAGGGAGGGGCAGGUCAGACAUGAGCCAGCUCUCUGGGAGCUUGAAGGGCUUUGGUAGGCACAGGUUUUCCCUCCAGAAGGGUUUUUUCCUAAAGCUGCUGGGAAGGGAGGUGGAGAGCAGCUCGGGGAUGCAGCCACAUCCACAGCCUGCUUCAGGCUCCUGGAUGCUGGGAAGCUGCAUCAGGAGGGAGAGGCAGAUUUUUAAGGCUUAGUCCCAUUUGCAUGCCAGGUGGAUGCAGACAGCAUCCUUCCUACCCGAGCAGGGAGCUCCACUGUUCCUCCCACUGGAACACUGGAGUUCCUGUUUCCCUCACCUCCACCUGGGCACUGUGUGGAGAGGGAGUGUUAGUGCUGGUUUGGAGAGAAAAUUGUGGAUUUUAGCAAACAACGUCCAUAAAAGCAUUUUAGAAAUGUGUUCCCAUUGCACAUGGGCCAAAGCUUUAAAUCAGGAAAAUGGGAAGAAAUUAUAUCUUUACUGAAAGAUGCAAGUGAAGUAAUGAGAUUUUGCCUGAAGGUUUCUAGGCCUCGAAAGGCAACAGUGAGCUGUGCAGAAAAUCUCCUUGAGCAGUGAUUUAGGGGAAGGAAAAAGGAAAAACCCAGGAAUUUCCUCAUGUUGCCACUUGCUCUGGCAGUUUCCCAGGGAUGGGUGUUGGCACCCUGAUCCCAAAAUGCAUCAACCUACUCGUGGUUGGGGGCUUUGGAGGAGAAGGGGCCGUUCUGGCUGGCAUAGCCAUUAGGGAUGGGCUUUCUCCCUGCAGGUGCUUGUGCUGGUGCCCUCCUGCCAGCCUGCUGCCCUCUCAACCUGGGCAGGGCCACCCCAGCCCCACUCAGCCCCGGGCUGACGGUCCCAAACUGGCACAAAACCUGCCCGGGUGCCACCUUUGCCAGCUGGAGCUUGGCCAGCCUUGGGGGGCUGUGGAGGAGCUGGGGGUCCCUGGGGUUCAGCUGGACCCUGAGGCAGAGCAAAGGGAGAGGAGCUGAGUCAGGGUGGGGUUUAUCCCUCUCCUGCCAGGUGUCAGCAGCCAGCUCAGCCUUGCAAUGAGGCAGAUGGCCAAAAACCAUCCCAGGACGAGGGCAAACCCGAAGCAAAUUUAUGGGGUUUUACAAACUUUUCCCAACCAAGCAUUUAUCACAAAGUUUCUAAUUGGAAAAACAAGACAAAAAGAAAAAGCUGAUGAUUUUUGUAGGAUGAAUAGGGCAGCCUAAAGGGAGUGGUUGGAGGAGGAGAGGAAAUCCUUGGGAAGCUGGGUGAGAAUUAGGAGCUGGUUGUGUGUGGACACCUGGUGGAGGGGUCAGGGUGGGGGGUGCUCACAGUGCCGGCGUUCUGGGUACCCUUAGCACCGUCCCUGCUGCUGCAUCAGAUCAAGGCACGGUGCCAGAUCAAAUCCCCCCCCUCCACGCCUCGAAAGACCAAAGUUCUGCCACAAAGACAACCAGAAAUUGGAAUUUCCCUCUCCUGGAAAGGCCUCGGGUGGGCAAGAGGAGAAAAGGACACCUGGCAGGUUUUGUGCAGUUGAACCCCCCCGUGCCCCCUCCCCAGCCAAACCCGGCAGGCACCAGGGCCACGCUCGGCUCUCACCUCCGGAAUGCCAACAGCAGGAGCAGAUCUUCCUCCCUCCCUCAGCCCUGCCAGCCCUCGGGGAAGCAGGAGAGCUGCUGUGGACCGUGGUCUUCCUCGCCCGCGCCGCCGCCCCGGCCCCGCCGGCUGUACCUGGACGCGCACCUGAGCUCUCUGCACGGCCUUGCUUUGUGAAUUAGGCGGGAUAGUGACGUCUCAUCGCUCUCGGGUUUUGUAUUUUGAUUUUUUUUUUCCUUCACGACAAAGAAACUCAACCCAACGAAGCGGGGUCUGCCCCCCGGGAGCAGCGUGGCAGGAGGGCCCAGCAGAGCAGCUGGCUCAGAGACCCCGGCGAGGAGUUGGCAGCGGAGACCCCCCGGUGCUCGAUGCCCUCAGGAGGGGGAAAAACCAAAAAAACCCCAUUUUUGCUCAUGAACUUCACGCCCUGACUCCCAAGUUCACACUUCUGCCUGGAAGCUGAGAGGCUGGAAACCACAGAAUGCAAGAGACAAACGCUGGGUUGGGCAGAUGCAGGGUCAGAUCUGCCCGGCUGGAUCUGCAGCUGCAGCACUCGGCGCUCCCUGCGCUGUGCCAGGGGCAGGUACAGCUCUGGUGGCAUGGGCAGGUCCAGCUCUGGGCUGUGCCAGGGGCAGGUCCAGCUCUGGGCUGUGCCAGGGGCAGGUACAGCUCUGGUGGCACGGGCAGGUCCAGCUCUGGGCUGUGCCAGGGGCAGGUACAGCUCUGAGCUGGUGCCAGGGGCAGGUCCAGCUUUGGUGGCACAGGCAGGUCCAGCUCUGAGCUGGUGCCAGGGGCAGGUCCAGCCCUGGGCUGUGCCAGGGGCAGGUCCAGCCCUGGGCUGUGCCAGGGGCAGGUCCAGCCCUGGGCUGUGCCAGCCCCGUGGGGAGGUGGGGAUGCCCAGGUCACGUGGCAAUGGAAGGGGUCUGGGGCUGUUUGUCGGGGUCUUUAUUUUGCUGGGGGCUUGGGGUUAUUUUAUUAUUCUAUUCUAUUUUUUUUUUGUCCGGGUCAUUAUCCUUCAUUUCCCCCCUUCCCCCCAGACUGUAGUAUCUGGUAAACUCCUAAUUUUCAAAAGACAACGAGAAGAAUGACAAUCUAAGAAACCAACACCCUCCUUUGUGCUUCUAUAAAUAUGUUUCUAAUCUAAUUUUAUUUCUCGUGCUCAUCUGUACUGUUGACAGUUACAAUUGUGUAUAAUUUUUUUUUUUAAUUUGGAAUUUUUGCGUUGUAUAGGGUUUAGUUUUAAAAUAUAUAUAUAUAUUUUCCAUUUUUUAAAAAGGGGUGUUGCAAAAAAAAAUUGCACGAUUUAAAUGACAAUAGUUAAAAUGCUGCAGUUUUUAGAGAUGUGGAAGCAAAAUGGAGCUUAUUUAUUCUCAAAGGCUAUAAAGGUGUAAAAUGCAUGAAGAAAAAAAAAAGCAUUUACAAAAAAAAAAAAAAGACAAAAAAAGUGUAACCUGAACAAAGUGUAGCGUUAAAGAUUUUAAAGGAUGACAACAACAAGAAAAAAAAAAAAACAACAAAAAAACAGCUAAUAUAUUGUGUUUGGGCUAGUUUGCUUUUGUUUUUAAUUGUUCCUUUUUUGGAGAAUGAAAUACAUUUGUGUAUAUUUUCAUAUAAGAAGUAUGCACUGAGAUGUUUCCAAACUGAUAUAUUCCUUUCUAAACGUGUGGUUACUUACCAAAGUCUGUUUCUGAUCUUUACCUUCGAAACUCUGUGGAUGCUCCAGCCCUCACCUGAGCCCAGGUAAGGCGGGGUGGGGGCAGCGGCAGGGCCCCCUCCCCGCGGGGUACCAGGGGGCUGAGCCGGGGGGGGCUGGCACAGGGGGGGCUCUGACCCCCGGCCUGGGGAGGCUGGUCUUUCCCAGGGCUUGGCAAGGCUGGGGUUUGGGGGUCUGUGUCCAAUUUUGGGGGGUCUGUGCCCGUUUUGGGGUGUCCGUGCCCGUUUUUGGGGGGUCUGUGCCCGUUUUUGGGGGUCUGUACCCUGUUUUGGGUGGUUUGUGCCCAGUUUUGGAGGGUCUGUGCCCGUUUUUGGGGGGUCUGUGCCCGUUUUUGGGGGUCUGUACCCUGUUUUGGGUGGUUUGUGCCCAGUUUUUGGGGGGGUCUGUGCCCGGUUUUAGGGUGUCCGUGCCCGUUUUGGAGGUCUGUGCCCAUUUUUGAGGUGUCUGUGCCCGUUUUUGGGGGUCUGUGCCCGUUUUGGGGGUCUGUGCCACGGUGGGGCUGCCUGGGCUGGGGCCAGGUGUGGGGGCAGGGGCACAGGUGGGGGUUCAUCCCUGGGGGGGCACGGAGCUCUGCCGUGGGGUGGGGUGGCCGAGGUGUGUACAGAGAGGAGGAGGAGGAGGAGGAAGGGAGGGAGGGAGGGAGAAGGUCCCAGGGUGUGGCUGGGGUGAUGCAGCUGGAGGAGCAGGGAUGGGCUGGGAAGUCACCUGGAGGAGAUCUGGGGGAUGGAGCAGGACCCGAAAUGGUGGGAAGGGCACUCAAAGGGCAUCAAACCCUGCCUGGGUGCAGUGAGGAUGGUGAUGGAGCAGUGGGGGUGGAGCUGCCCGCCCUGGGGGCUGUGGAGGUGGUCAGCUGGGGUGGAUGGUCAGCUGGGGUUGGAUGGUCAGCUGGGAUGGGGUGGUCAGCUGGGGUGGAUGGUCAGCUGGAAUUUGGUGGUUAGCUGGAAUUGGAUGGUCAGCUGGAAUUUGGUGGUCAGCUGGAAUUUGGUGGUCAGCUGGGUAUGGAUGGUCAGCUGGUGUGGGGUGGUCAGCUGGGAUGGGGUGGUCAGCUGGGAUGGGGUGGUCAGCUGGAAUUUGGUGGUCAGCUGGGCUGGAUGGUCAGCUGGAAUUUGGUGGUCAGCUGGGGUGGGGUGGUCAGCUUGAAUUGGAUGGUUAGCUGGAAUUUGGUGGUCAGCUGGAAUUUGGUGGUCAGCUGGGGUUGGAUGGUCAGCUGGUGUGGGGUGGUCAGCUAGGAUGGGGUGGUCAGCUGGAAUUGAGUGGUUAGCUGGAAUUUGGUGGUCAGCUGGGGUGGGAUGGUCAGCACGGGGUGACUCCUGCUCGGGGCGCUGUUUUGGGGCCAGCAGAGAGCCUGGCUGUGCAGGGUGUUGGGGUGAGGCUGGCAGUGGCUGUGGGGGUGUCAGGGGCACCCGAGCCCCCCCGAGGGCUGUGGCUGUGGCAGGGACACUCUGGGGGUCCCUGGGGAGGGGGUUUGUUCUGGGUGUGUCUGAGGCCGCUGCCAGGUUGGGGUCUGAGGGCAGUGGAAGUGUUAAAUCCAGAGCUGUGGUGAUGGGCCAGUGUGGGCCUGGGGGAAGGUGGGGCAAAGAGAAAGAACAGGUUUCCUUUUCCUCCUCCCUUUGUCACUUCCCUCUUCCUCUCCAGAAUAAUUUCAGCAAACCAAGGAAAAAGCAAAUUUACAAAAAACUCCCCACCUUUUCCUUGAAAAUUUCACUUCCUACACUUUUUUCUCCUCUUGUGUUGCUUGGCUGGGGGAUUCCCCCCAUGGUUUGGGUGUGAAUUGGGAGAUUUGGGGUGUUUGUCACCAGUUCUGGGGACGAGGCUGCGAGCUGCUGCUGCCAGCCCAGAGCUUGGCUGGGCUGAGGGGCACUCGGUGCUCUGGGGGUCCCCUCGACCCUCCUGGGGAGAGCAUCCAGCAGGUGGGGAAGGAGCAUCUUCCCCACCCUCCUUAGCUCUGCCACAUCCUGCCUCCCAGCUGGGGGCACAAUUUUUGGAUGUUUGGGGGAUUUUCACCUCCCAGAGUGGUGAAAAUUGAUCCCUUGGGCUGUGGGAGAGUGUCUAACAGUGGGCUUCAGCUGAAGGUUUGCUCUGGUUUCCCUUUCCCACGUUCAUCCUUUUAUUCCACCUUUCCCUCUCACUUCACUUUUCUCUUUUUAUUUUUUUUUUCCUUUUCCUUUCCACAAAAAACCCGACCAGACCCAUAAUCCAAGUGUUGUAUUUUCACUACCUCCAUCCACCUCCCUUCCUUGUCCAGAGCAGGAAGCCACACUCGAUGUCAGAGGGCCUUUCCCCCUUGAUUCCCCCCUUUCCCCUGGUGAUUUUCUCUCCCUUCUGUCCCCUCCUCUCUCUGGUCUCUCACCUGUAUUUUACCUGGCUACUGUAACUGUAAAUAGCAAGUUUCAAUCUGUUAGCAAUGGUAACAGUACAGAAAACUGGUUUUGGUUUGUUUGUUUUUUUUUUUUUGGUUUGUUUUUUUUUUUUUUUUUUUUUUUUUUUUGGUUGUAUUGAUAUGAAAUGAGAUUAUAUUUUUGUCAGAGUAUAUUGUAAUAAUACUGACUUUGGACAUGG